Molecule: messenger RNA, 651 nt
Organism: Kazachstania africana CBS 2517
Lineage: Eukaryota; Fungi; Ascomycota; Saccharomycetes; Saccharomycetales; Saccharomycetaceae
Gene: NMD4
Product: Nmd4p
Exons: 1
Coding region: 1-651 (216 amino acids)
Source: RefSeq, a predicted model, not a curated record
AUGAACCAAUACAACUUGAUAUUAGAUGCAUCUGCAUUUGAUAGAGGGCUAGGAAACAUUAAGAGAUGGUGUAACAGUAAUCCAAAGCAGAAAUUCAAGUUGCAAAUCUAUAUACCGACUUUCACAAUCAAUGAAUUGAAUUAUCUAACUAACAAAUUCAAGAGUUUCAAUUCAAAAGAAGCUUUGAAAUUCAUUGAAACCAGUACCAACAAUUUGAAUAAUGACCAAAAUUAUGAUUUGAUAAUUGAAUUUUCAGAAAUAUUGGAUAUUAUUCCAUUUUCAAAAGUCAAUGUUAAUGACAGCAGCAUUGUGAAUAAACUACCGUUAAGAUUGAAGAACUUACUAAAGAGCUGCUAUUAUAAAUGUAAUCUAGAGGAAAGUGAUGUUAAAUGGAUUCUUGUCACAGAAGACCCAAAGAUACAUGAGGCAGCCAAUGAAUGCAAUAUACCAAAUUGCUCAAUAGUGGAUAUCGACAUCCUUUUAUCUAAGGAACUCAAUGAUAAAUCAUUUCGUGAAAGCGAAAAGUUCAAUAACUUGAUGUUAAAGAACUCGAUUGAAAAAGUUACAGAUGAUGGUGAUAAUGUUCUGAUUACAGAUUUCGAUAAGACCGUGUACGCUUCAAGAGGUUCGGGCAAACUAUGGACACCUUAA